Messenger RNA from Drosophila takahashii, 1834 nucleotides. RefSeq lists its product as uncharacterized. Lineage: Eukaryota; Metazoa; Arthropoda; Insecta; Diptera; Drosophilidae. The record is from RefSeq and is a predicted model, not a curated record.
UUAAAUGGCUUGUUGUCUUCCUAAAAACGAGGCGGUUUAAUUUUAUUUAAUUUAAGUAUGAGUGAGCUUGCCCCAAAACGUUUCUGCGCUGACAACGCAAACAGCCAUAAUUAUCUUUGGCUUAGCAAAAUUAAUGAACUCCAGCAGGACCUUCAUUCGGGUCUGGCUGAACUACGAGCUGUGAAGGAUGCCGUAGGAACACUUACGGCGUUCUUGGAACAGGCGACGAGGGUAGACGCUGAAAUAUCGAAGAAGAUUGAUGAAUAUUUUCCUAUAAAAUCAGACGAGGACCUGUCGGAAAUGGACGAAAAAAUAACCGAGGGGAAUGCCGGACAAUUUAUAAAGCACAUGGCACUGCUACUGAACCAGUCAAAGAUAAGCCGCUCAAUUCGAAACAUAUUCUCGGAGGAGAUCCUACUUAAUUAUAAUUUGGACGGAUAUCAAAACAAGAAGAAACUUAAGUCCUUUAAUCAUUUUCUUCCCGCGCUAUUGAAUGCCAUUGGUCAGGUAGAACCGUCUGAUCCGGUAGAGAAAACGUUGAAUAGGGCAAUGAGAUGCGUUAAGAACCUUAAUUCAUCCAAAAAAAUGGCCCUGAAGUCCUCAAAGACGAUCGUGAAUAAGGCGACGAAGGUAAAGCCUGAGAAACCACUUAAAAUCGAUGAGUAUUCCUACAAAAAAUCAAGCGAGGGAUUACCAGAAACUGACGGACAAAUAGCCGAAGAAAUCGAAAACUUUUUUCCUAAGAACCUUCACGCAGUCAAAAGGGUAUCCCUCAAGGCCUCCAAUUCGUUCGUGGAAGAGACAGCUGAGAUAUCGCGAAAUAUCGACGAAUUUUUCCCAAUAAAAUCGGAUGAGGAGUUACUAGAAAUGGACGGAAUAAUAAACCAAGAGAAUGACGGUGCAUUUAUAUUGCAUAUGGUAAUGCUCUUGACCCAGAAGAAGAUUAGUCGCUCAAUACGAAACAUAUUCUCGGAGGAGAUCAUACUUAAUUAUAAUUUAGACGGCCACCAAAACAAGAAAAAACUUAAAUCUUUUACAAAUUUUCUUCCCGCGCUAUUGAAUGCCAUCGGUCAGGUAGAGCCGUCUGAACCGGAAGAGAAAACGUUGAAGAAGGCAAUGAGAUGCGUUAAGAACCUUAAUUCAUCCAAAAAAAAGGCCCUGAAGUCCUCAAAGACGAUCGUGAAUAAGACGACGAAUGUAAAGCCUGAGAAAUCACUUAAAAUCUAUGAGUAUUCCUUCAUAAAAUCAAGCGAGGGAUUACCAGAAACUGACGGACAAAUAGCCGAAGAAAUCGAAAACUAUUUUCCUAUAAAAUCGGACGAGGAGCUUUCGGUAAUGGACGAUAAAAUAAACCAGGAGAAUGGCCUAACAUUUAUAACGCAUAUGAUCCUGCUCUUGAGCCAGGGGAGGAUGAGUCGUUCAAUAAGAAAAAUAUUCUCGGAUGAGAUAAUUCUCAAUUAUAAUUUAGACGGAGCCUUAGUUGCCAUCGGACAGGUAGUGCCUUCUGAGCCUGUUGAGAAAGCGCUGACGAAGGCAAUGAGAUGCGUUAAGAACCUUCACGCGGCUAAAAAGAUGGCCGUAAAGUUCCCCAAGUCCCAAAAAACCAUGGAAACCUCGAUUCGGACUAAAAAAAGUAAAUGUUCUUUAAACAAAGUAUUAACCAACUCUCUGACAGAAGUCGGCUUGAAUUAAAAAAAAUCCUAGACCUGAAACUACAUUUAAGAAUUUGAGAUGCAUUUUUAAUUAUCUACAUACAUAUGAACUUAAUAAAAGUAAUGAAUUGAAGCUUAAAGAGAUUAAAUGUUUUUCCGGUCUGGAAUAUUUAACACGGAAA